Messenger RNA from Pristis pectinata (smalltooth sawfish), 2950 nucleotides. RefSeq names its product N-acetylated alpha-linked acidic dipeptidase 2 (gene naalad2). The transcript is spliced from 19 exons. Lineage: Eukaryota; Metazoa; Chordata; Chondrichthyes; Rhinopristiformes; Pristidae. Gene Ontology annotation, molecular function: carboxypeptidase activity. The record is from RefSeq and is a predicted model, not a curated record.
UCAGUCUUCGCUUUGGUUCAGCGAGGAGAAGUAAUCAGACCUACGGAGAUGAGGUCGGGCGACGGCUUGUGCAAGUGGACGCUCAGGUUGUUGAUAUUAUCCGCUGCCUUUUUCGUCGGAUUUCUAAUAGGAUGGGUUGGUCGGCCCUGUAUCCACUUCUCUCCAAUGAAAAGUCGAGAUAUUCGGAGUAAACUGCUGAACGAGAUGCAAGCUGAAAAUAUCAAAUCAUAUCUCCGGAAUUGGACAAAAUUUCCUCAUUUAGCUGGCACUGUAAAGAAUCUCCAGUUAGCACAAGAGAUACAAAGCCAGUGGAAGAAAUGGGGCCUAGAUUCAGUUGAAAUGGCUGAAUAUGAUGUCUUGUUGUCUUACCCAAACCAAAGCAAUCCUAAUUACAUCUCUAUCACCAAUGAAAAUGGAUAUUUGAUCUUUAACACAUCCCUCUUUGAACCACUGCCUCCUGGAUAUGAACAUGUAGAGGACCUGGUACCACCUUUCAAUGCCUAUUCUCCACCGGGGAUGCCAGUGGGGGACUUGGUCUAUGUUAAUUAUGCUCGUCAUGAGGAUUUCUCCUGGCUUGAAAGGGAAAUGGGCAUUAACUGCACUGGAAAGAUUGUAAUUGCCAGAUAUGGGAAAAUCUUCAGAGGAAACAAGGUUAAGAAUGCUAUGAAAGCAGGUGCUAAAGGAAUCAUCUUUUUCUCUGACCCAGCUGAUUAUAGUGCACCAGGGGUGUUACCUUACCCAAGAGGCUGGAACCUCCCUGGAAAUGGUGUCCAGCGUGGAACCGUAUUGAUCACGAAUGGAGCCGGUGAUCCUCUAACUCCAGGAUUUCCAGCUAAUGAAUAUGCAUUCAGAUUGGAUGAAGCUAUUGGCCUUCCAAAAAUCCCUGUUCAUCCUAUCAGCUAUCAAGACGCGGAAGAGUUGCUGCAACACAUGGGAGGAAUUCAGCCCCCAGUGAAUGGAAAGGACAACUGAAUGUUUUCUUACAACAUUGGACCUGGCUUCAAGGACAGUUACUCCUCGCAUAAAGUCCAAAUGCAUGUCCACACGAGAAAUGAAAUGAAACGAAUUUACAAUGUCAUUGGCAAAAUUCGGGGUGCCGUGGAGCCAGAUCGGUAUGUGAUACUGGGAGGACAUCGUGAUGCAUGGGUCUUCGGAGGUAUAGAUCCGACCACUGGAGCUGCUGUUGUGCACGAAGCUGUGAGGAGUUUUGCAAAGCUUGUGAGAGAGGGUUGGAGGCCCAGAAGAACCAUAAUGUUUGCCAGCUGGGAUGCUGAAGAACAUGGUUUAUUGGGAUCCACAGAGUGGGCAGAGGACAAUGCCAAACUGCUUCAGGAACGGGGAGUGGCAUAUAUCAAUGCAGAUUCAGCUAUUGAAGGUAACUACACACUGAGAGUUGACUGUAGCCCAUUACUCAACCAGUUGGUUUAUACCAUGACCAAAGAGAUGCUGAGCCCUGAUGAUGGGUUUGAGGGAAAAUCGCUCUACCAAAGUUGGUAUGAGAAAGAUCCUUGGACGGAGUACAAGGAAACUCCCAGGAUAAGAAAACUAGGAUCUGGCAGUGACUUUGAAGCUUUCUUUCACCGACUUGGCAUUACCUCUGGUCGUGUGCGAUACACAAAAAACAGAAAAACUGACAAAUACAGCAAUUACCCAAUGUAUCACAGUGUAUAUGAAACAUUUGAGUUGGUGGAAUGGUUCUAUGACCCAUCCUUUAAGAAACUGCUUACGGUGGCCCAGAUACGAGGAGGAUUAGUUUAUGAGAUAGCCGACUCUACCAUCAUACCUUUUGACUGCAGGGAUUAUGCUGAAGCUUUGAAUGAAUAUGCAAAAAUCAUUUAUGAGCAAGCCAAGCAGCAUCAAUUGCAGCUUGACAAAUAUCAAGUCACCUUUGAUUCUCUGUUCUCCGCUGCACAUAAUUUUACACGUGUUGCCUCAGAGUUUCAUGAACGAUUAAAAAUGAUUGACACCACUAACCCCCUAGUGGUACGAAUGAUAAAUGAUCGGUUAAUGCUGUUGGAAAGAUCCUUCAUUCAUCCUCUGGGAUUACCAGGGAGACCCUUCUACAGGCAUAUCAUUUAUGCUCCCAGUGCCCACAAUAAGUACGCAGGAAUAUCCUUUCCGGGAAUCUAUGAUGCAUUGUUUGACAUAGCAUAUGCCCCAGAUCAACGCAAAGCCUGGCAAGAAGUGAAAAAGCAGAUUGCUAUUGCUUCCUUUACAGUGCAGGCUUCUGCUGAGACAUUGAAGCAAAUAUAAUUUUACUUGGUUUUUUGACAAUGAAAUUAUCUGUAUGGAUGGCAUGCAGAAUAAUGUUUUUCACUGUACCUCAGUGCAUAUGACAAUAAUAAACCAAUUUACUUUGAGAUGCUGUGGAAAAGAAAUUGGACAUGGAGCUAAAGAUGUAGCAUUAACCCAUCCCAUCUUGAUUAACCAUUUGACAAUAUUAAUGGAUUUAUCAAAUCAAGCUAUCUUUCAAGCAAAACACAUGUUAUUUAUCACUAUGUUUACUAUAAUCUAACCUACAGAUGUGCUAAUUCUCAUGUUCUGAUUUAGUUGGAUCAUAUUAAAAGCCAUUGUAAUCAAUCUUGGUACACAACAGGAUAACUCAGGUGAAAUGUGAAUUUUGAAUGAAAAUCUACUUUCUAAAUCAUAGAAAACAUGUCUCAUUUGUAUGUGGAGAAACCAGCAAGUAGAUUUCAGAAACUGUAAUCAAUAUUCAAAUGCCAGAAUCAUGAAAAUUUAUCAGUUUAAAAUAGCAAUGACAAGUCUCAGAGUUGUUGCUAUCAAUUUUAUGUUUAAAUUCAAUUGAAUAUAGACAGCUGACCUUGCAUCAUAACUAUCAGAAUGUUUAUAGCCUCAAUAAUGUGUGCCUUUUUAAGUUAUGUAUUUACGUCACUAUAGGACUCAAAAGUCCAGAGUAUAACCUUCUCUGGUUCAUUUGUAUUUUUCAGUA